AUGACCAAAGCAGAGCUGCGACAUCAAAAAUGGUGUGUUUCUUUCGCCGACCUGGUGCAGUGGCCGGAAAAGAAGCUUAUCACAUAUCUGAUUUCUAUUGGAAUCCUGUGGAAGUUCGUGCGAUGCCCCCACUGCAAGACUGGUAAAGUUUGCACGCUUUCUUUCAUAGAUCUCGCGGGUGGGUGCAGCGGUGCAAGGGAUGGAAGUGUCGUAAGUUCAUCUUACCACAUUCCCGGCACCCAUUUUUUUACGUGUGCUUGGGGACAGGCCCACAUACCUUUGCGACAGCAAGUGCAAGUAUUGUUCUGCAACGCUGCAAGACUGGGAUCCGGCCAAGUCCACAUUCUCACAGGGCUCGGUGCGAAGGCAGUUCAGUCAUUGUCGCAGCGGUGGCGGCAGGCUUUGGUUCGGUUCGUUGAGCAGCAGCAAGACAGUAAGCCUUUCGGACAUCUGCAGCGCUGGGUAGAGUGUGAAGUCGACGAGGUGACUUUACGAGGAAAGCGCUGUGGCAACAGGGUAGCAUGGCACCAAUAUCUUGGGCUUCUGGAAAGAGGAAAUCGCAGAAGCUUGGUCCUUGUGAAGAUGAAGAUUCGAACCACAUCUGUCAAGAGGACUGGCUCAGGCAAGGGAUCCACGGGCCCAGCAGGCCCGAUCUCGAAGGAGGACUGGAAACGUAUUGGAUCUCGCUACUUGAAAAAUCGCAAAAUCUUGUUGCACUCUGAUGGUGCCAGAGCUUAUCGGUAUGUCAAGAUUCCAGGUGUGGUGACAGAUGCUGUCAAGAACAAGAAGCUUAGACCGGUAUACGCAGCCUUAUGGAAGCAUCGGCUACCUCGUGACCAGGCAAAAGCACUCGCUGGCAGCUUGAAGCAAAGCGAGACGGAUGUCAUGUGGGUUCAAAAGGGUACGCAACUCAUAGAUAAUGUGUGGCGGCAGUGGCGGCAACUGAAGCUUGUCGGCUUACCCAAAAGUACCAAAGCCGAUGAGGCCACGAUUGAAAGCAGAGUCCGGGAAUUCCAGCUUCACCAUUGGAACGCCGAAGUAGACAAGUUCAACGCCGCCAGCUCCGUAGUGGCUGCGCACUACUCCACUAUGUUCUGCUGA
This is a messenger RNA of Symbiodinium sp. CCMP2592, 1101 nucleotides long. Lineage: Eukaryota; Dinophyceae; Suessiales; Symbiodiniaceae. The record is from the annotation of a GenBank genome assembly.